GGCCGGAGGCAGAGAGGAGCGGAGAGGGGACCCGGAGGCGGCAGCACCGGCGGGGGUUGGGGGGGUGUCCAUAUCAAAUUGGGAGCCUCUGGAAUGUUUAUUUGUGGUAACCAGAAAGCAUGUUGUGAAGGGAUAAUCAUGGGUCAGACGGGAAAGAAAUCUGAAAAGGGACCAAUUUGUUGGCGGAAGCGUGUAAAAUCAGAAUACAUGCGACUGAGGCAGCUCAAGAGGUUCCGCCGGGCAGAUGAAGUUAAGAGUAUGUUUAAUUCUAAUCGUCAGAAGAUACUGGAAAGAACAGAAAUCUUAAAUCAAGAAUGGAAACAACGUAGGAUACAGCCUGUACACAUCAUGACUUCUGUGAGCUCAUUGCGUGGGACCAGGGAGUGCUCUGUUACCAGUGACUUAGAUUUUCCAAAACAAGUCAUCCCGCUCAAGACUCUGAAUGCUGUUGCUUCAGUACCCAUAAUGUAUUCUUGGUCUCCCCUUCAGCAAAAUUUUAUGGUAGAGGAUGAAACGGUUUUACAUAACAUUCCUUAUAUGGGAGAUGAAGUGCUUGACCAGGAUGGAACCUUUAUUGAAGAACUGAUCAAGAACUAUGAUGGAAAAGUACAUGGAGACAGAGAAUGCGGAUUUAUCAAUGAUGAGAUAUUUGUGGAGCUGGUAAAUGCACUUGGUCAGUAUAGUGAUGAUGAAGAUGAUGAUGAUGGAGAUGACAAUCCUGAUGAGCAAGAUGAAAAACAGAAAGACCGAGAAGGCAACAGAAUGGACAAAGAGAGCCAUCCACCUCGGAAGUUUCCUUCUGACAAGAUAUUUGAAGCCAUUUCCUCGAUGUUUCCGGACAAGGGUACAGCAGAGGAAUUGAAGGAGAAAUACAAAGAACUCACAGAGCAGCAGCUGCCAGGAGCUCUUCCUCCUGAGUGCACACCAAACAUAGAUGGACCAAAUGCAAAAUCUGUUCAGAGGGAGCAGAGUCUGCACUCCUUUCAUACGCUCUUCUGUAGGCGCUGUUUUAAAUAUGACUGCUUCUUACAUCCAUUCCACGCAACUCCUAACACUUACAAACGGAAGAAUACAGAAACAGCAAUAGAUAAUAAACCUUGUGGACAGCAUUGUUAUCAGCAUCUGGAAGGGGCAAAGGAGUUUGCAGCUGCUCUGACUGCUGAGCGAAUAAAGACACCACCAAAGCGCCCAGGUGGCCGCCGAAGAGGAAGACUUCCAAAUAACACCAGCAGGCCCAGCACACCAACAAUAAAUGUGUUGGAAUCAAAGGACACAGAUAGUGACAGGGAAGCAGGAGCAGAAACUGGAGGUGAAAAUAAUGAUAAAGAGGAAGAAGAGAAGAAAGAUGAAACAUCCAGUUCCUCUGAGGCAAAUUCUAGGUGUCAGACACCAAUAAAGAUGAAGCCAAAUAUUGAGCCUCCUGAGAAUGUGGAAUGGAGUGGUGCAGAAGCCUCGAUGUUCAGAGUUCUCAUUGGUACCUACUAUGACAACUUCUGUGCAAUUGCUAGAUUAAUUGGGACCAAAACAUGCAGGCAGGUGUAUGAGUUUAGAGUAAAAGAAUCUAGUAUUAUUGCUCCAGUUCCUGCUGAAGAUGUUGAUACUCCUCCAAGAAAGAAGAAGAGGAAGCACAGGUUGUGGGCCGCUCAUUGCAGAAAGAUACAGCUGAAAAAGGAUGGGUCAUCUAAUCAUGUUUACAACUACCAGCCAUGUGAUCAUCCUCGUCAGCCUUGUGACAGCUCAUGUCCUUGUGUAAUUGCUCAGAACUUUUGUGAGAAGUUUUGUCAGUGCAGCUCAGAAUGCCAAAACAGGUUUCCUGGAUGCCGCUGCAAAGCACAGUGCAACACUAAGCAGUGUCCAUGCUAUCUGGCUGUACGUGAAUGUGAUCCAGACCUCUGUCUGACAUGUGGAGCAGCCGAUCACUGGGACAGCAAAAAUGUUUCUUGCAAGAACUGCAGCAUUCAGAGGGGAUCCAAAAAGCAUUUGCUGUUGGCACCUUCAGAUGUGGCAGGCUGGGGAAUUUUCAUCAAAGAUCCCGUACAGAAGAAUGAAUUCAUCUCUGAGUACUGUGGUGAGAUUAUUUCUCAGGAUGAGGCAGACAGAAGAGGGAAGGUAUAUGACAAGUACAUGUGCAGCUUUCUAUUCAAUCUGAAUAAUGAUUUUGUGGUUGAUGCAACACGCAAGGGUAACAAAAUCCGAUUUGCAAACCAUUCAGUAAAUCCCAACUGCUAUGCAAAAGUUAUGAUGGUUAAUGGAGAUCACAGAAUAGGUAUAUUUGCUAAGAGAGCCAUUCAAACUGGUGAAGAGCUGUUUUUUGACUACAGAUACAGCCAGGCUGAUGCACUGAAAUAUGUAGGCAUUGAAAGAGAAAUGGAAAUCCCUUGAUACCAGCUACCUCUACUUUUGAACAGCUGCCUUAUCUCCAGGAAUUUUCUAGUACUGUGGGCAAUUUUAGAAAAAUGAUGCAAUUUGAAAUUCUGAAUUUGCAAAGUACUGUAACAGUAAUUUAUAGUAAAUUUCAAAAUCAACUUUUUAUUGCCUUCUCACCAGCUGCAAAGUGUUUUGUACCAAUGAACUUUUGCAAUAAUGCGGUGUGGUACAUUUUUCAACCUUGAAUAAAGGAUACUUGAACUUC
Messenger RNA from Malaclemys terrapin pileata, 2632 nucleotides. RefSeq names its product enhancer of zeste 2 polycomb repressive complex 2 subunit (gene EZH2). Gene Ontology annotation, biological process: chromatin remodeling. The record is from RefSeq and is a predicted model, not a curated record. The transcript is spliced from 21 exons. Gene Ontology annotation, molecular function: histone H3K27 methyltransferase activity; protein binding. Lineage: Eukaryota; Metazoa; Chordata; Testudines; Emydidae. The coding region runs from base 94 to 2382 and encodes 762 amino acids.